This is a messenger RNA of Zychaea mexicana, 1521 nucleotides long. Its product is annotated as Alpha/Beta hydrolase protein. Lineage: Eukaryota; Fungi; Mucoromycota; Mucoromycetes; Mucorales; Lichtheimiaceae. The coding region runs from base 1 to 1521 and encodes 506 amino acids. The record is from RefSeq and is a predicted model, not a curated record. The transcript has 3 exons.
AUGAUCUAUGCGAUUGCCGUGUUGCAAACUGCUGUUGCACCGGCAGCAUUCAUGUAUUACCUAUAUUAUCUCGCCACCGACGAACUCUUCAUCACCUUCUCACCUGCCAUCGACACCUUGCUCUAUUACUGGCUUGGUUGUGAGCUUAUAUUCUAUGUCUUCUUUCAAAUAACGCGUAACCGAAUGCAGUCGCCUCUACCACCCGUAUACCCUGGCCCCAAAGAACGGCGGACUCUUUACUAUAACUGCAUCAACAAUAUCAUCGACGUCGAAGAAUGGCUGUCCGGUUGGUUUAUGCGAGCACACGAUCCAGAGCAAAACCCAACGAUCGAAGAAAUUCGCCGUGAAAAUCUGGCAGAAUGGAUCGCUUGGGCAUUCUUUGCGCAGCCCCUGGAAGGCGUCCUUGAGGAUGAAGCAGCAACCGACGAAAUGUACUGGAUGAUCGACCAUUUCGCGGAAAAGUUCGAACUCAAUUUCACGCCCGGCUACGACGAAGACAUCAUUGCGUUUCGACUUACAUUAGAUCCAGUGCAGGCAUAUCAUCGCCCACUCGUAUUCUAUCUGUUCAUCAUCAGCAUGACAUAUCUCAACACCAUAUUAAUGCAUUGUUGGGGCUUCAAAAAGUUCGGUCCCGAUAUACCCUCUGCGUUAUCAUUGUGGUCGAAUACGUCAGAAGCCGCAUCCGCCACAUUAUUCUCAGCAACAGCACGGUCAUCGUCCGCACCAUCAACACCAUCAACAUCAACUUUGACGGGACGCGUUGCAUAUUGGUAUCGUGAAGGCAAGCGGACCGACAAAAAACCGAUCAUUUUCAUCCAUGGCAUCGGCCCUGGUUUGCUGCCUUAUCUCAAGUUUGUUUACCACCUUAUCGACAUUGAUGCUCCUUUGUUUUGCGUCGAACAGCCGUAUGUGUCUAUGCGAUGCGUCGAAGAUGUGCCAAGCAUGCAAGAGGCUGUACAGGAUCUUGAGCGCAUGCUGCAUCAUCAUGGCUUCCGAGAUGCUGUGUACGUGUCCCACUCUUUGGGCACUGCAUUGACAUCGUGGGCCGUGCAACAUAUCCCCAAGACAGUUGCUGGCGUAGUGAUGCUCGAUCCAAUUUGUUUCAUGUUGCACUAUAAAGACAUCUGCGUCAACUUUGUUUAUCGUAUACCAAAGACUGCUAGCGAGUCUAUCGUCAAGUUCUUUGCAUCCAGCGAACUGUACAUUUCAUACUACAUUUCUCGACAUUUCCAUUGGUUCCAGCUCGCAUUGUAUGUAACACCCCAGCAGCCAAGACAAACAAGACUGUCUAGAAGGAGAAGGAGUCAACAUCAAAACCGCACAAUUCGCAUGCCGCUUGCCACCAAAGUGUUUCUCUCCGAACAUGACAACAUUGUCAACUCCUCGCGCGUCCAUGAUUAUCUCGCCGGGAACGGUAUCAGCUCAACUGUCAUGGCUGGUCUCGAUCACGGAUGGUUUCUGUUCAAGUCGGCAUGGCAGCAAGAGAUUCUUGAGACUGUCGCGGAUUAUACGUCCAACUGA